AUGAAUUACGCUCGGUUCAUCACCGCCACGAGCGCGGCCAGAAAGCCUUCUACCAUCCGACUCAUGACUGAAAUAUUGAGCAAGGCACCGAAAUCUGUCAUCUCCUUGGCAACUGGGGCACCAAACCCCAACACGUUCCCUUUCAAGACUGCGGUUAUCACCAUAGAAAAUGGAAAACCCAUCCAAUUUAAUGAACAGAUGAUGAAGAGAGCACUGCAGUAUUCUCAGAGUGCUGGAAUCCCAGAGCUGUUAUCCUGGCUAAAACAGUUACAAGUAAAAUUGCAUAAUCCGCCCACCAUCCAUUAUGCACCCAGCCAAGGACAGAUGGACAUAUGUGUCACAUGUGGCAGCCAACAAGGUCUCUGUAAGGUGUUUGAAAUGAUCGUUAAUCCUGGAGAUAAUAUCCUUGUAAAUGAACCUAUUUAUUCAGGAACAAUUCAUGCUCUGCAACCCCUGGGCUGCAACAUGAUUAAUGUUUCCAGUGAUGAGCACGGGAUUAUUCCAGACUCCCUCAGAGAAAUACUUUCCAAAUGGAAACCAGAAGAUUCAAAGGACCCCGAGAAAAACACCCCCAAAUUUCUUUACACUGUCCCAAAUGGCAACAACCCUACUGGGAACUCGUUAACAGCUGAGCGCAAAAGGGAAAUCUAUGAGCUCGCAAGAAAAUAUGACUUCCUCGUCAUAGAAGAUGAUCCUUACUAUUUCAUGCAGUUCAACAAGCCCUGGGCACCGACAUUUCUCUCCAUGGAUGUGGAUGGGCGUGUCAUCCGAGCUGACUCUUUUUCCAAAGUCCUGUCCUCGGGGUUGAGAAUAGGGUUUAUAACUGGUCCAAAACCCUUGAUUGAGAGAAUUGUUUUACACAUACAAGUUUCAACAAUGCACCCCAGCACUUUUGCUCAGCUCCUGGUCUCACAGCUUCUAUACCAAUGGGGAGAAGAGGGCUUCCUGGCUCACAUAGACAGGGUUAUUGAUUUCUACAGGAAGCAGAGGGAUGCAUUAAUGGCAGCAGCAGACAAGUGGUUAAGUGGUUUGGCAGAAUGGCAUGUUCCUACUGCAGGAAUGUUUCUGUGGGUUAAAAUUAAGGGCAUUCAUGAUGUAAGAAAAUUGAUUGAAGAAAAAGCCUUUAAGAAAGAGGUAUUCAUGCUUCCGGGAUGUGGUUUCUACAUUGAUAGUUCAGCUCCUUGCCCCUACUUCAGAGCAUCCUUCUCUUCAGCUUCUCCAGAACAGAUGGACUUGGCCUUUCAGAGAUUGGCCCAACUUAUAAAAGAAUCUUUAUGA
Molecule: messenger RNA, 1278 nt
Organism: Rangifer tarandus platyrhynchus (Svalbard reindeer)
Lineage: Eukaryota; Metazoa; Chordata; Mammalia; Artiodactyla; Cervidae
Source: the annotation of a GenBank genome assembly